Molecule: messenger RNA, 1257 nt
Organism: Spizellomyces punctatus DAOM BR117
Lineage: Eukaryota; Fungi; Chytridiomycota; Chytridiomycetes; Spizellomycetales; Spizellomycetaceae
Exons: 3
Coding region: 315-1172 (285 amino acids)
Molecular function (GO): hydrolase activity, acting on ester bonds
Source: RefSeq, a predicted model, not a curated record
UUUUUGUUGGGGGUUAGAAGCAGGAGAAGGUUUAGCGUAACCUUGAUUGUGCCUAGUUGUCAGCAAUCGGUACAAUGGUGUGUAUGUUGCUUCUUUUAUGCCUGACAUACUUUUUUCUCUUCCUUCUCUUCCUGUUGGAAUCGGAAGCUGUUUGACAAGGAGGAUGACGAGAGGCAUUUUUCAUGGUCGGGGUUUCUUUUUUCUUUCGCAAACCCCGCCCCGCUCGAUGCGUACACAUAAAUAGAGCUCGUUCGACAUGGUUUCCCUCCCCCGCCGAUAUCUUGUUUCUCCCGCCCAAUUUCUAACCCACAAAGAUGGACCGUCGUUACUGCCUUGCUAUUUUGCUUUUCAUUACCCUUCCGUUUGUCUUUGCUCUUCCAGCCAGCAACCUGCAAGCAAAACAAAGGCCACCAAAACGCUUCAUCGUUCAUGGCUCGACACUCAGUGACACUGGCAAUGUUUGGAAGCUCACCAACAAGACAUUUCCUCCCGACACAUACCACUUUGGUCGAUUCUCUGAUGGCCCCAUAUGGGCAGAAUUCCUUUCCAUGAUUACAAAUAUCAAAGUUCGGAGCACAGCGUACGGCGGUUCGACGACAGAUAAUGCCUUCAUCCAGGGAUUUGCCAAGGAAUUUCCGGUCCCCAGUCUUGCCGACCAGAUUGCGGGGACGAAAAGAUACAAGAGCAAGGAGAUUGUGUUUGUCUGGUCUGGCGCAAAUGAUGCCUUCCAGACUUGGUUCAAGAAUUACAAAAAUGUCACUGGGGAAGAAUCAGCCGCCAAUAUUGUAAAGAGCGUCAAACAAAUCCGUGACAAACGUGCACGAGAAAUCGUAGUCUUUAACCUUGACCCUCUGUACCUCUCACCCACUUUUGCCGCACUCCCCAAAGACGCCUACGACUUUUUCAAAACCUUUGUCACGUCCUUUAACAGUGCACUCCAAAAAGCCGAUUUUUCGUCCCUCAAAAAAUCAAAUGUGCGGAUUUUCAACGUACACGAUUUUAUUAUUGACACUGUGUUUCCCCAAGCCAUGAACACGACUGGGUACUGCUUGACCAACCAGGGUGGAUGUGGAGAGGCAUGGCAAUACGUUUACUGGGACUUUGAUGGGCAUUACACCAGCUGGGUGCACUCUGAAAUCGCAAAUGAGAUGAAAAAGUUUCUUGGAUUAUAAAGGCUGCAUACAGCGCCUCCCUUGUAGAAAGUAAAGUAUGUACUUAAGAAAGGUGUGCGUUUAAAUAUACGGUGCUAGAUACAGA